ACCCGGGCUCGGCGAACACGCGGAGGGGGGGAGGGGAGGCGUUGCACGUGGGGUCAGCAGAAUGGUAAUAAAUGAAGAGGGAAGGAGUGUUUAUGAGGAGACAACACAGAAAAAGAAAAAGAAAAAAUUGAAGAGCACUGGGAGGCAAACUGUCAUCAAAAUUGAAGACGACCUCCAAUCUGACACACAAGCAAAAACGAAGGUGAAGAAAAAGAAAUUCUUAGCAGAAGAGGAUUCAGAUCAGUUAAAUCUUAGUAAAAAGAAGAAAAAAGUUGGCUCCAAAUUAAAAAAAAGAGCAUAUUCUGACAGCCCUGUGACAAUAGAAAGCAAUUCAGAGUCUGAGUCGGUAAAAGAAAUAAAGGCGGAAUCUAAAGUUUUCAAAAAGAAGUCCAAGAAAGGCCAAGGUCUUUCCUUGUUACCAUUGGAGAAUAAUCAGGACAGUGAUCAAUACCUUCCAAAGAAAUACACAGUUCGUUCUCAGGAAAAUACAGUCAUUGGUAAAAAACACAGAGAGAGUAUCUCCCAGUACUCGGAGGGUGACAAUGAAGUAACCAAGAAAAAGAAGAAAAAGAAAGAGAGAGACAUUUCUUCCUUAACAGUGAUAGAAAUUCUAGACAGUGACCAUGACAUUUCUAAUAAAAACCUUAAAAAAAUAAAUAAAACCACUUUACAGGAAAAAGCACUUGCUGGUAAAAAACACAGAAAGGAUAUUGUCCAGAACUCUGCAGAAGAGAGUGAUAUAAAGAAGAAGAAGAAAAAAAAGAAAGACAAACAUGACUCCUUAACACUGGCAGGUAAUCAGCACAACAAUCACGGUGUUUCUGAGGAGAACCUUUUAACACGAGACUUCAGAAAAAAUCAAGAAACCAAUUCCCAGGAAAACACAUUCAUAAGAAAAAAACAAAAAGAGAACAUCGUCCAGAACUCUGAAAGAGAAGUAACCAAGAGGAAGAAAAAAAACAAAGAUUUUUCUUCCUUAACAUGUGAGGAUAAUCAGGACCAAAGUCAUGGAGUUUCUAAUAAACACCUUCCAAGAAAACAAAAAGCCAAGUCCCAGGAAAAAGCACUCGCUGGUAAAAAACACAGAGAGUAUUCUGAAGAUGACAGUGAAGUAACCAAGAAGAAAAAGAAAAAGAUUCAGAAGGAAGAGAAGGAAGUAACUGAGCCUGUAAACCUUGUGGAUGAAGAUGGGGAAAUAUCUGAAGGUGAAAAGAUGACACCAAUUAAAAGCAAUAGAAAGAACAAAAAAAAGAAAUCCAAACCAACGGAAGACCUUGCAGUGGAUAAUAUAGAUGAGGGACUUCGUGAAAAUAAUAAUGUGCACUGUGACAAUAAGGGUAAGAAAAGAAAUAAACAGGGAUCGCAGAACUGUGCCGAAGAGCCAAGAUUGAAAAAGAAAAAGGUUACAGUAAAAACAGAAAAUGAGGAAAUGGAAUGUAAGGAUGAUGUAACAGUGGUAGAGGAAAGGAAAGGCAACUGCGAUGAAAUAAAUAUAGACAAGGUUAGACGGCAAGCUCUGCAAGAAGAGAUUGAUAGAGAAUCUGGCAAAACGAAGGUUUUCAGAAACAAAGUGGAAUCUGAUAUAAAGUUUGGCCAGUGGAGCACAGCUACUUUUGAAAGUUCAGACCAAAAAACAAAAUUCCUUAAACUGAUGGGCGGUUUUAAAAAGGGUUCUGCCUCAAGCCAGGAUCCACCAGGAACCACAGAAAAACCAAACAUGGCUCUGAACAGGAAAGGUGAGGAAACCUUAAAGCAGACCCUGCAACUGGAGUUUGAGAAAGCAGUAAACUUGAAGCAACAUAGAGGAAUUGGCCUUGGAUUCCAGCCUAUUGCCAACAAAAAAGUGUACAUCGAUAAAUAUGUUUCUAAAUCUAUUAAAUUUGAGGACUAA
Emys orbicularis (European pond turtle) is the source of this 1891-nucleotide messenger RNA. RefSeq names its product lysine rich nucleolar protein 1 (gene KNOP1). The record is from RefSeq and is a predicted model, not a curated record. The coding region runs from base 62 to 1891 and encodes 609 amino acids. NCBI's taxonomy places the organism in Eukaryota, Metazoa, Chordata, Testudines, Emydidae. The transcript has 5 exons.